AUGGCGCAUAGGAAACGUCACGCCGAUGACCCCCUCGACGAAAUCGCAGGCAUCGACUCGCCCGCGUCGAAACGCUCACGAACCGUCGAUUCCCUCAUCUCCAACGGCUCGCUCGAAAACGGUCACGACACAGCGACGACGACGGACGACGCAACACCCACAAACGGCACGGCUGAGAUACCACAAGAUGAUGCCGACAGCGACAGCGAAAUAGAGGACGACGCGCCGGUGCAUGUCCCGAUCCGCCAAUCGGCGCCGACGGACGGCUACGACGACCUCUACCUCGACACGAUAGACCGCAACGUGCUCGACUUUGAUUUCGAAAAGCUGUGCUCCGUCAGCCUGUCCAACAUCAACGUCUACGCGUGCCUGGUCUGCGGCCGCUACUACCAGGGCCGCGGCCCCAAAUCGCACGCCUACUUCCAUGCCCUCGACGAGAAUCACCACGUCUUCAUCAACAUGCAGACACAAAAGGUCUACGUCCUCCCGGAAGGGUACGAGGUCAAGUCAAAGUCCCUCGACGACAUCAAGUUCGUCUCGGACCCGCGCUACACGAAAUCCGAAGUCUCCGCCCUCGAUCGCACACCGCUGCGCGCGUCCUUUACGCUCGCGGGGAGGGAAUACGCACCCGGCUUCGUGGGCAUGAACAACUUGAAAGAAAACGACUACCUCAACGUCGUGGUCCAGGGCCUCGCGCAUGUCGGCCCCUUGCGCAACUUCUGCCUCCUCGAAGACCUCUCGUCCCGCUCCGAGCUCGCCAAGCGCUUCGGCAUCCUCGUCCGUAAGAUCUGGAACCCGCGCGCCUUCAAAGCCCACGUCUCCCCCCACGAGCUGCUCCAGGAGAUUUCCCUGCUGUCGAAUAAGCGCUUCACCCUGACGGCGCAAUCCGACCCCGUCGAGUUCCUGUCAUGGUUCCUGAACAACCUGCACCUGGGCCUCGGCGGAUCGAAAACGAAGCCCGGGAGCUCCGUCGUGCAGCGCAUCUUCCAGGGGAAACUGAAAGUCGAGUCACAAGCCAUCACGGCGCGCGCCGACGCGGGCGACCGCCUGCGCUUCGAAGACGCCGCCGUGUCAGUCACAUCAUCCCGCUUCAUGUUCCUUACCCUCGACCUCCCCGCGGCGCCCCUCUUCCAAGACGAGCUCGAAAAGAACAUCAUCCCGCAAGUACCCCUCACGACCAUCCUCUCCAAAUACGACGGCAUCCACGCGCAAGAGCACCUCGCCCAGCGCAAGCGGUACCGCUUAUUGCACCCCCUACCACCCUACCUCGUCCUCCACGUCAAGCGCUUCAGCCAGAACAAGUUCGUCUCGGAGCGGAACCCUACGAUUGUCACGUUCGACCCGCGCGGCGUCGACGUGAGCCCCUACGUGGAGCCAAACCCGGGCGAGUGGCCUCCCGGCGAGCCCAUCUGGUACGACCUCGUCGCCAACGUCGUCCACGAGGCCGUGCGCGCCAAGGAGGACGUCGCGGACAGCGGGGAGGAGCGCAAGACAUGGAAGGUGCAGCUCAAGGAUAAGGGCCGCGACGAGUGGGUGUCGUGCCAGGAUCUGUUUGUGGAAAAGGUGCAGAGCGAGCUGUUGUACCUGGGCGAGACGUAUCUGCAGGUGUGGGAGAGGCGGAGGACGCCGAGGAAAGCGUAG
Colletotrichum lupini is the source of this 1641-nucleotide messenger RNA. Its product is annotated as ubiquitin carboxyl-terminal hydrolase. The record is from RefSeq and is a predicted model, not a curated record. Bases 1 to 1641 code for a protein of 546 amino acids. Gene Ontology annotation, molecular function: cysteine-type deubiquitinase activity; zinc ion binding. Lineage: Eukaryota; Fungi; Ascomycota; Sordariomycetes; Glomerellales; Glomerellaceae. Gene Ontology annotation, biological process: mRNA processing; spliceosomal complex assembly; protein deubiquitination. The transcript has a single exon.